This is a messenger RNA of Capra hircus (goat), 1119 nucleotides long. RefSeq names its product NADH:ubiquinone oxidoreductase complex assembly factor 5 (gene NDUFAF5). Gene Ontology annotation, cellular component: mitochondrion. The transcript is spliced from 11 exons. Gene Ontology annotation, biological process: mitochondrial respiratory chain complex I assembly. The record is from RefSeq and is a predicted model, not a curated record. Gene Ontology annotation, molecular function: S-adenosylmethionine-dependent methyltransferase activity. The coding region runs from base 63 to 1100 and encodes 345 amino acids. NCBI's taxonomy places the organism in Eukaryota, Metazoa, Chordata, Mammalia, Artiodactyla, Bovidae.
CUUGCCGUAGCCUUGGCGCAUGCGCUCGAUAACCGAGCCGGCUAGGGGUGUAGGCGCUGGAGAUGCCUCUGCUCACCCCGCUUCGGUUCUCGUGGCGGCGGCUGCCGGCGGCCGGGGUCCCCGUGAAGAACCUCGGCCUCAGGACGGUGGCCUCUGGCGCCUCUUCCCCGAGUGGUGCCUCGCCCAAAGCCUUCAACAUCUUCGAUCGGGAUUUGAAGAGGAAGCAAAAGAACUGGGCGGCCCGGCAGCCGGAGCCGAUGAAGUUCGACUACUUGAAGGAGGAGGUUGGAAGUCGGAUUGCAGAUCGAGUAUAUGACAUAGCCAGAGAUUUCCAUCUUGCUUUGGAUGUUGGUUGUGGACGAGGUUAUAUAGCAGAACACUUGAAUAAGGAAACUGUUGGAAAGUUUUUCCAAACAGACAUUGCAGAAAAUGCUUUGAAAAAUGCCCUAGAAACAGAAAUUCCUACUGUCAGUGUUUUAGCUGAUGAAGAAUUUCUUCCCUUCAGAGAAAAUACAUUUGACCUGGUGGUUAGCAGUUUAAGUUUGCACUGGGUGAAUGACCUUCCUAGAGCACUUGAACAGAUUCAUUAUGUUUUAAAACCAGAUGGAGUGUUCAUUGGUGCAAUGUUUGGAGGUGACACGCUCUUUGAACUCCGGUGUUCCUUACAAUUAGCGGAAACAGAAAGGGAAGGGGGCUUUUCUCCACACGUCUCCCCUUUCACUGCUGUCAAUGACUUGGGACAUCUGCUUGGGAGAGCUGGCUUUAAUACUCUGACUGUGGACACUGAUGAAAUUCAAGUUAACUAUCCUGGAAUGUUUGAAUUGAUGGAAGACUUACAAGGGAUGGGUGAGAGUAACUGUGCUUGGAAUAGAAGAGCCCUCCUGCACCGAGACACGAUGCUGGCAGCUGCAGCAGUGUACCGAGAAAUGUACAGAAAUGAGGAUGGUUCUGUGCCUGCCACAUAUCAGAUCUAUUACAUGAUAGGAUGGAAAUAUCAUGAUUCACAGGCGAAACCAGCUGAAAGAGGUUCGGCAACAGUAUCAUUUGGAGAGCUCGGAAAAAUAAACGAUCUUAUGUCACAGGGGAAGAAGUCACAAUAAAUCUUUUAUUCAGUGUUAA